CUGUGCCGAGUGUUGCUUCGGUGGGAGUCUGGCGCGCGUGAGGGGAGAAAUAAAAUGGCGGGAAGUAUGAAGGACAACCUGGAGAGCCCGGAGGAGAGGUGAGGGGCCGCUGUGUGUGAUGGCGGGAAAACCAUGACAGGGAAUGUUCCCGGAUGUGACAGGAAUGCUAUGAUGGGAUUUCCGUGUUCCGGCACAACCCGUGUGUGUGAGGACAUCGGGGGCCAAGUCCUGGCUUGUGGUCGGCGUGUUUCUCCGGAGGAAUGGACCGCCAACAUAAAGGCCAUCUGUGCUGAAACAUUGAGGAACAUCUGCUGAAAGUACAUCUAACAAGUGUCUGCUGGAGCUGCACAUGGUGGGUCGUUUUUAAUUUAAAGCCUUUCCUGUAGUUGUGACUUUCAU
Staurois parvus is the source of this 399-nucleotide messenger RNA. NCBI's taxonomy places the organism in Eukaryota, Metazoa, Chordata, Amphibia, Anura, Ranidae. The record is from the annotation of a GenBank genome assembly.